AUGGCCCCCGUCGGUCCUCGAGUCUCCAAAGAAGAGUUCAUGCACGCCCUGAACCUGAGCCCUCAAGAUCCACAACAUGAACAAUAUUAUCGUGCCAUGCGAGACGAAGCCAUCAUCGUCUACAACCGCCUCAACCAAGAUACAUCCCAUCUCCUCGACACGGUCCGCGCUGACCCAACCACCCGCCCCCCGUUCUUCUGGCACCACAUCCGACCCGAUCACCAGCGAUGGGCGAUUAUGGAAAUCUGGCGCAACUCGGGCCCACUGACUCGUCCGCUGUUUGAUCGCGGGGGCACCAACGGCGAGUAUGGACCGAAUUGGGUGGCCGGGUGGUUGUUGUAUAGUGUUUUUCGAUCGAGGGAUGUGCGGAAUAAUCGGAAUCGGCGCAAGGGGAUGGAAAAUAGUGCCGGUGGUGCUCAUGGGGGAAUGGUUGAGUCUGUUUCAGAGAAAAAAAUGAGACAGGUGGAAGAGGCUGCGUCGUCGAAGAAAGGGUACUAUGAUCCGGUGCGGAAUGGGACUCUCUAG
This is a messenger RNA of Penicillium oxalicum, 525 nucleotides long. RefSeq lists its product as uncharacterized. The transcript is spliced from 3 exons. NCBI's taxonomy places the organism in Eukaryota, Fungi, Ascomycota, Eurotiomycetes, Eurotiales, Aspergillaceae. Bases 1 to 525 code for a protein of 174 amino acids. The record is from RefSeq and is a predicted model, not a curated record.